Molecule: messenger RNA, 13956 nt
Organism: Dreissena polymorpha
Lineage: Eukaryota; Metazoa; Mollusca; Bivalvia; Myida; Dreissenidae
Exons: 63
Coding region: 1-11313 (3770 amino acids)
Molecular function (GO): protein binding; calcium ion binding
Source: RefSeq, a predicted model, not a curated record
AUGGGGCUUAUGCCAUAUUCAGUCAUCAUUGCUCCAGGCCAGCUUGCGCAAUCACAUGGUCUGGUUGGGGCAUGCGGUGUGGACAGUUUCCGGUGUUCUGAUGGGGCGUGUAUUCCAGCAGGGGGGAAGUGUGAUGGGGAGAGAGACUGCAGGGAUGGGGAGGAUGAACUCCACUGUGGCCAAGAGCAAUGUGGGGGCACUUUAACGUCCCCAGAUCUCCCCAUACAGUUCCCAUCAAGUCCCGGCGUGACAUACGCACCCUACCAGAAUUGCCAUUGGAAAAUUAAUGCUCCCAUUGGCAAGAAAAUUCUACUGAAGUUCACUGAUCUCAAUACGGAAGCCAUAUACGAUGUUGUGAAAGUUUUUGAUGGCCCCUCUCUUGAGGAUCCAGUGCUGGGAACGUUUUCAGGGAACACAACUAAUAGGACUGUCCAGUCAAGGGACACCACCCAUCCCAAUGUGACAUCCACAACGAACAUACUGCUGCUGACGUUUUCAUCUGAUCACAGUGUCGAGGGUCGUGGCUUCAAUGCCACAUGGGAACCCGUUGCUGCCAGUGAUGUUGAGGAGCGCAGAGCAAAAGAAGAGUUGUCAUGGAUUGCCUCCCUUGGAUACCCAUUUGGUUACCAAGGAAACCUGAAGUGUAGCUGGAUCAUACGGACUGAUCCCAGGGUCAUAAUAAGCAUCCAUGUGCUGUAUCUAGAUCUGGCAGAAGGUGAUUCCCUCAAACUGUUUGAUGGUGAAACAAGGGAGAGCAGUCUUCUACGCCAUUACAACGGUCAGUUGCGGAGUGAGCUUCUCUUUACCACUGGACAAGCUGUAUAUCUGAUGCUGACAACUGACCUUUACCACAGUGGUCAAGGCUUUAAUGUAACAUAUCAGAAAGGUUGUGAUGUAACCAUGACAACAGGGUUUGGAAGGAUUACCUCCCCUGGAUACUCUACAGGGAACCAGUACCCUGCAAAUCUCCGUUGUACUGUUGCCCUGCGCGAUGCACUCCAAAGAAAAACAACUCUCAUUUUUCAUAAUUUUGACACAGAGGAAGAAUUUGAUACGGUUAAGGUGUACAACAGUACCACAUUGCUCAAGACACUCAGUGGUCGUCCUAACCAGACAAUCUUCACCUCACACAAUGGAGAGUUCCACCUCCAAUUUCAAACUGAUGGAAGAGUCAGCGAGUCUGGAUGGAAUGCUUCAUUCUCGUUUGGUUGCAAUGACAACAGAUCUCAUUCAGCACAUACAAUCACCACCCCAGGCUGGGUGGAGUACGGCCAGUCAGCAAACUAUUCCUGUGAUACUGGCUACCGACUGGUGGGAGCCAGUCAUUCAUACUGUGAUAUGGGUGGAGUGUGGAGAACUGACCCUCCCACAUGUAAAUUGGUGGGUGCCAGUCAAUCAUACUGUGAUAUGUGCUGGGUCUGGUUUACUGACCCUCCCACCUGUAAAUUAAUAUAUUGUGGGCCACCAGAACCCUUGGCCAAUGGAGUAUUACUCAACGUGACAAGUCGGUACAUGAAGGACAGAGGUACAGCAAACUACAGCUGCCUGCACGGGUACACCAUGAUAGGUUCAGAGACUGUUCCAUGCACGGAAAAGGGGUGGGGUAAACUUCCUGAAUGCGCAGGCAUUGAGUGUCCAAAGUUGAAGCCCCUGCCCAAUGGUCGCACCCUCACGCCGUAUUUCUACCAUCACCUCCGGCGGGUGGAGUUCGUUUGUGAGAGGGGCUUUAAUCUGGUGGGAAACAUGUACACUGAGUGUAUUGUGAACAGUAGUCGUAUGGCCGCAUGGUCGAGCCCCCACCCAGCAUGUGUGGCAGACAUUGAUGUGGAUGAAUGUUCCCGAGGUGUGUGUGGAGAAGACAUCUGCAUCAACACUGUGGGCUCCUAUUGGUGUCAGUGUCGCCCUGGGUACCACCAUCGGAGCGUAACAGAGCCCAACUGUACCGAUAUUGACGAGUGUGCAGCCAAAACCAGUGACUGCAAGCAGAAAUGUGACAAUACCCCCGGGGGAUACCAGUGUGGGUGUUGGGCUGGAGCCCGCCUCUACACGAGUAGUCAAGUGGUCAUGCUGGGAACAACGGUGCUGGUUCCCAAUGUCUCCUGCUACACAUUGUGCCCGGGAAACUUUUCUGAAGAGUUUGAAAUAUUUGAAACAAUAGAACCGGUAUCUGAUGGGAGUUACAUAGCCAGCACAAGGCUGGUGUUGGGUUGUUACCACAAGCCACCUCAGAUCAUUGAGUGUCAGUCAAAUGGAACCUGGUCUAAACACGUAGAGAAAUGUGAUGAUAUCACAUGUAACAAGAUCAAUUCCCCUAUCAAUGGCAAGGUUGAGUUCACGUCUGCCCAAAGACUUCUGGGUAGCUACGCCUGGUACACCUGUGACCUAGGUUUCUUUAUCCAGGGCAACCCGAAAAGAUACUGUGACCUUGAUCUCACAGUAGGUCAGCCACAGGGCAAAUGGACAGGGACAGCUGCUAUUUGUAUUGCUGUGGAGUGUGGCACUCCGCCAGCCAUCAUCAAUGGCGACGUAUUGAGUACUGGGACCAAGUAUAGAAGCACUGUGACCUACACAUGUCACUAUGGUUACAGACUGGCGGGGGACAAUGUCAGGACCUGCCUGCAUACAGCUAUGUGGAGUACCCAACAAAUACACUGCAUUGCGGAAGUUUGCCCACGUCCGGUUGUGAUGGAGCAUGCAAGUGUGGGACAUAAUGGCCUGUAUUAUCUGCGACAAAAUGUCAGUUUUAGUUGUCCAAAAGAAGGAUACAAAAUAAGUGAUCCUUUUCCAUUACAAUGUGUUCUACCUGUGGACAUCACCCACAACUCUGUCAGAUUACCCGUGUAUAAAAUCAACGUGACCGUGACCUUAAACCUUACCAAGGACGCAUACAGUAAUGGAUGCAAGAGUUACUACAACAGAACUAUUACAGAGGACAUUUUGGGAGCAGUGAAGAAUUCUUUAGAUGAAAUCACAGCAGCUGGUAGAGUUGAGGUAUCUGUCAAAGUGACAAUAGUUCUUGAAGAAAACAAUUCCCUUAAAACAACAGCCAUCAUACCAGAGUGUGUCAACAGAGUUUAUGAAGCAAUAAGAAGUGCUAAGUUGUCUUCCUUUGUCCCAUUUGAUGAUAAGGAUACAAAAUGUCCUACGUUACAAGCAGAUGAGUAUAUGAGACAGACCUGGCCUCCUGAGAAGUUCUGCAGAUCUGGGAACCUAGACAAUGAAAGACACUUGUGUGUAAGGUUGACAAAAGGCUUACACAGGGUAUGUGAUUACCUCCAAGGCUUGUGUAUAGGGCUGACACAAGCAUCUGAUAGCGCAGUGUCAGAGAGCAGGUUCUACACCAUUGUGGCCCAGUUAGACUAUGAGGCGACAGUUGCAGAGUGCAACAACAGCAUCACAGACGUGAUGAGAAAUACAAUGGAACAGUUGUCCUUCUGCAAACCAGGCUGUGAAAAUCUAGUCGUUACCCCGUCAUAUUGCCGUAUGCUGGGCGCUAGUGCAAGAGAGAGGCGCGAGGAUGUUGCCUUCAUCAUCGGUUUCAACAUCACAUUCUACAAUGUCAGUGGUACAACAAAGGAUAUCCAGGGAAAUGAGGACCUACCUACUGUAGACGUGAUAGUACACAUCCUUCGCCACAACCAAAAGGAUUUAGACGUUUCCAACUCAACAUCCGAUGUUGCAUUCAGUGAAUUCCACCUCCCACCUGUGUUGGAAAUCUGCAGACUGGGAUUUGAGCUGGUGAACUCUGUCUGUGAGGUAUCUUCUUCUUCUUCUUCACCAUCCACAAUACCCUCUACUGCUUUAGCGUCCACAGCUACCACUGAACCGUCCAUAACAACUAGCUCGUCUACCACAUUUUCAAUGGAAACCACCUCAGUGACAACGCAAGAUACCAUGGGAACAACAGCUGUAGUCUCUUUUUCUACAGAAUCCGAACCAACCUCAACUGCAACUUCUACAGCUUACACAACUUCUGUUGUAUUGUCAUCUUCUACCACAUUGUCAACAACAUCUGCUACACCAUUAGCAGAAACAUCUCCAACUGUUACAACUGCAGGAGUGUUAUCUACAACUUCAUCGCCAUCAAGUAUGACAACCUCUGCUACAACAUUAGCGGAAACUUUCCCAACUGUUACAACAUCAGGAGUUUUAUCUACAACUUCAUCACCAUCAACUUUUACAACUUCUGCUACAACAUUAGCAGAAACGUUCACAACUGUUACAACAUCUUCAUCACCAUCAACCAUGAUAACUUCAGCUCCCUCUGCAAUACCAUCUGCAUCAACAACAACAACAGCUACUUUAACUACUGCAAAACCAACAACAAAGAAACCCUACGACUUUUCAUCUUGUGCUAUCAUUCCUUCUGGCGAUGGCAUUAAACCAAAACCAGAUCUGGAUUUUUCAAAGAUGCAGCUUCUCUUGAAGCUCAACACCCCCAUGUCAACAACAACGGUGGAUGAUGAAUGUUUGGACUACUAUACUCAGGCGAUGAAAGAGCUCCUAUACAAGCGUGAAAUGGAAAUAAACAGCCACCCAUCGUUACUUGUGAGCUGUUACGAAAAAGGACUUUUUGUGCAGCUGAUAAUUGCUUUGAAAUUGCACAGCAAAACAAUGGUUAAUGUAGACCUUAAUAUGGGAAUAACAAUCACAAAGGGUUCGCUGUUGAAAACUUCAUCUGCAGCAAUGAGUGACUGUGUUGGAGCUGUAAUCUUUCACCCGGACAUCAAAGCUGCACCGUGUUUGUUUAGAGUGGCAGACAUAGCAGCAAGUGGCAGUGAGGCUGGGACAUGUGCUGGUUUGGACAUGAGAGACAAUGUGUUCCAGUCCUAUGCCAUGUUAACGGCUUGCUCAAAUGGAUGGGAGGUGUUAGACAAGGAUGCAUACACUUGCAAACCAACACCAACUACUGCCACUACAACAUCUACUGAACCAACACAGUCUACUGCCACCAACACUGCUACUCCAGUUAUACCCUCAUCAACAUUGACGAGUCUGUCAACUGAAACCACUACUGCCACAUCUGUUGUCUUCACAACUGUUACAACUUCUACUGAGGCCACAAUUACAGCCACAACUUCAAUCACUACCCAUACAACUGCAACAACCACAGCUCCUUCAAGCAAACCCUUCACUGUUUCUGCAAUUCCUGAACUGACAACACCUGUAGAAAAGGCAUCCACAGCAUUUUCAAUUUCUACACCUUCAUCUCCAGAAGCCACAUUAUCUUCUACAUUGUCUACAACUGAAUCACCAGUUUCCACCACUACAGCUUUCUCUGAAUCAGCCACAGCAGCAACGUCAAUAUCAGAACCUUCAACACCAACUUCUACAAACACAACUACAGCAACAACUACUAACACAACAGCUGAAGCAACAUCCUCAUCACCAACACCUGAGGCAACACAAGCAACAGAUACAACUGAGCUGACAUCAAUAACUAAGGAACCAACAAGUACAGAGUCAACAACUAUGGAAUCAACACUAACUUCAUCAACAACAACUACAGAAUCAGCUUUAACUACUGAAAUAACUAUCCUAACAGAUCCAACAACAACAACAACUACGGAACCAGCAACUUCAGAACCAAUAACAACAACAACAAAAACUUUGGAACCAACAACACAAACUACACAAACUACACAAUCGACAACAACUUCAGCAAUUCCUGUAACCACAGUGAAUCCUUACAUUCUAUUGGAGUGUUUUGUUUGUGCCAAUCAGAAGUAUGAAAUAGACUGUGAGAAGGUCAAGGAAUCCUGUCCAACUGUGCAUUUUAAAGAGCCAGUGUGUUACACUAAAGUUAAUUAUGCAUCACGCCAGAUAUCAAAGAUUGAUAAGGGUUGCAUGGACCAGACUACAUGUGAACGUUUGAUGAACUCAAACACCUUUUGUACAGCAUCUUUACAGAGUCCAGAGUGCCAUUACUGUUGUUCAACAGCUGAGUGCAACAAACAAAUUACCAAGCUUGAUUUUGGUGGGAAAGGCCGUCGUAAAAAGAGGUCUUUUGGUUGGCAGGCUAUUUUAAGCACAGGAAGAGACCAUCUGAAGAAGAGCUCAACUGGUAUAAAGGCUAUUUUUAGCUCUGGAAACCACAACCUGAACAAGAGGUCAUAUAGUACACAAGCUAUUUUAAAUACUGGAAAAAGUCACAUGAAGAAGAGGUCAACUGGUUCAGAGGCUAAUUUCAGCGCAAGUACUGCACUGUGGAAUGGUUCUUCCCCAUCCUGUAUUGACAUUUUCCCGCCAUAUUUUGUCAACUGUCCAAAUGAACCAAUCAUCAUCAAACCAGGGGAGGUAAUCAACGUUUCAAUUCCAAGUGCCAAGGACAACUCAGGGCUGCAACCAACCAUAUCUACUGAGCCACAAAACUUCACACUUCCCUUCUUUGUUUUGAAGGAUACAAUUAUUCGGAUCACUGCCUCAGACGAGAUGUUAAACAGUGCUGUAUGUAACCUUGCAAUCCGGGUUAAAGACUCCAACCCAUGCAAGAUCCCAGUUGUUCCAGAGGGCGUGGAUUUCACAGAGAAACACACUGGCAAGUAUGAGGCCACAUGCAAACAGCAUGGAAUGUCUGUUGUUCCCCCCAGCAUGAUGUACACUUGCUCCAACGAGACUGGCUGGAGUCAGACCUUUGUUCCAGACUGUGUUCCAGAAGGGUCUGGUGAGUGUCCCGUGUGGCGGUACAACCUCACCUGGAAUGUGAUGCCAGAGGGUGUGAUGCCAGAAGGCAUGAGCUGCAACUUUACGCCGGCCAACCUAGCUCUCAUCAUCCAGGGGCACCUCAACGAGACCAACAUCCGUCUGGCAGUGGAGAGCAACAUCUUCUCCGGGAAUGGACCAGUGUAUGUGCUACGUCUGGUUCUGAACAUGUCUGAGAACCAAAUCGCCAACACAAAUUCAUGUGAGAACCUGACAAGGUACCAGGAGAGUCUGAACAACUUGAGCCUGCCCAAAGGGGUUUGUACGACAGGUGUCACUCUGCUGAACGUGAGCCUGGCUGUGAACACCAAGCUGUGUAUGGAGGGCCUUGUAUUACCUGAGUUGGACCAGAAGGGCAUGUGCUGGCCUUGUCCCAAGGGUUUUGAAGCAAGAAACGCCCGUUGUCAGCCCUGUGGUAUAGGUUACUACAGUCCUGGAAAUUACCAUGGUAACGGAACAUACAGAUGCAUACAGUGCCCUGAGGGCCUUUCAACCAUAGGGUCACACUCCACUAACAUAGCUGACUGCAUAAAAAUGUGCACAGCUGGGUCCUAUUCUUUGAAGGGAUUGGUUCCCUGUGCACCAUGUCCCAGAAAUUACUAUCAGCCGGGUACCAAAAGUGGGAGUUGUCUCCCCUGCCCUAAUAGCACCUGCACACAGAGUGUGGGAACCAGCUCAAAGAAAGAGUGUCAAGCUGCAUACUGCCCUACAGCCUGCUCUAUCAACCCAUGCAGGAAUGGUGGCACUUGCUAUGAGGCAUUGGAGUCUUACAAAUGCAGUUGCCCCACAGGGUUCACAGGUCGUCAGUGUGCCCUCAAUGUUGACCCCUGUGACCACACUGAGUGUCACUUCGGGCACUGUGGUGUCCGAGACCUAAUACAAUCCAAUACACCAUUUUGCUAUUGCUUCCCAGGAUUCACGGGUUCAAGGUGUGAUGUGAACAUUGAUGACUGCAUAAAUAAUGGAUGUCUGAAUGGGGGGAAGUGUGAAGACCUGGUGAAUAAUUACACCUGCAAUUGCACAGGCACUGGUUACCAAGGAAACAGGUGCACAGUGAAGAUAGAAUAUUGCCUGAAGUUCGUCUGCGAGAAUGGAGGGACGAAGAUAGAGAGUGUGGAUGGUUGCAAGUGUUCUUGCUCCCCAGAACUUUAUGGUUCCUUUUGUGAACUACGACAUGACCCAUGUUCCAACUUCACAUGUAACCAAGGGCGUUGUCUGCUAAACAACACUCAGCCAUACUGCAUGUGUCAAUCCAACUACACAGGGAAACACUGUGAGACCAGUCUGCUGUGCAAUGCUAGUUACUGUAACAGUCAGGGUGUGUGUCUCCGCCGAGCAAAUGGCCAUGAAUGCAUCUGUGACCCAGGGUAUACAGGUGAGAUGUGCCAAGACGCCAUCAUUGGGUCUCCAUGUGACCAACACAUAUGUAACCAAAGCAACAUGCUGGACUGCAUUGAGAUGAACAAGAGUCCCAAAUGUAUUUGCAAGUCUGGCUGGACAGGUGAGACGUGCUCUGAGAGAGUGGACGUGUGUGCCAUUAGUCCAUGCCUGCAUGGUGGGACCUGUGUGCCACGUGAUGACCAUUACCUCUGUAACUGCAGCAAGGGGUUUGCUGGACCAAACUGUGAGUUCACACCAUGUUUUUCUUUACCAUGUUUGAAUGGGGCAACAUGUGUGGUGACCAGUUCCAUGAAUUACACCUGCACGUGUACUGCAGCCUUCACAGGGGUGCUGUGUGAACAGAAGAUCAACUUCUGCUCGUCCAAGCCCUGUGGGCUGCAGGGCAACUGCCUCGACCACCUCAAUGGCUACCAAUGUCUGUGUUACUCUGGGUGGAGCGGCCCCUACUGUGAUACACCAGUGUCUCCAUGUGUGACCCGACCCUGCCAAAACAACGGCACCUGCACGGAGACCAAGGCUGGAGUGAACUACACAUGUAAUUGUCCGCAAGGUUACACAGGCUUUGAUUGUGAGUCCAUCAUAUCUGCAUGCCAGUCAAAUCCCUGCUUGAACAGGGGAACUUGCAGUGACCUUUACAUGGAUACAGAGGUUCAAGGUCGCAGUUACAUGUGUGCCUGCCUGCCAGGUUACCAUGGUUACACAUGUGAUGAGAACAGGGCUGCAUGCGCCAAGGGGGCAUGUCAGAAUGGGGGUGUCUGUGUAGCGCAGGGGAACACUACUGUGUGCAAUUGUCCUGCUAGAUUUAUGGGAAUCCACUGUGAAAAAGAGAGACCCCAUGAUUACGAGAUGCUUAUCACACAAGGGAGGUCACUCCAAUGUCACGUGGAUCGAGACCUAGGUCACCAUGGAAACUUGAGUGUGUGCGCCUGGUUGCGGCAGACAUCAUCGGGCCGUGACUGUGUGUUCCUCCAGGUUCAAGGUCACAGUAACAGAACCUUAUUGGAGAUGUCUAGAGAUACAGUGAAGUUGUCAUUCUGGAAAGAGAAUGCAACACUGUCUUUGCCAACAAAUUUGAACAACUCAGACUGGCACCAGUUGUGUGUGGUGUUGUCUAACCUGACUGGCAACUGGAUGGUGAUUGUGGAUGGAGCCAUUCGACAUGCUGAGAAAUCUCAAGUUGGGAAACUCCUCACAGGAGUCAAGGUCACAGUAGGAAAUGUUUACCACAGGCCAGACUUCCAAGGUCAAAUCUCUGGAGUUAAAGUGCACGGUGCUUAUCUCAUCUUAAUUGACCUCACAACCUGUAACAGCAGACAGGGUAACCUGAUUAGCUGGACAGAGUUUGAGUCUUGUGUCCAUGACAACGGUAGUUCUGUGGCCCCCGCAUCCUGCCCUGUCUCCAAGUGUGUGAGUGGUAUGGACUGUGGAAAUGUGAAGGCUAUUCAAGAUAAAACCAGUCCGGUUGUCAAGUACUGUCCGGUUGACAUUAUAAGGAUUGUCUCCAAUGGCGACCGUCAGGUGAAUGUCACAUGGUCAGAGCCCAUUUUCCAUGACAACCAGGCAAAUGUGACAGUUUGGCAGUCACAUCAAUCUGGUCAAGCCUUCACGUUUGGAGAGUAUUUGGUGACAUACACGGCUUUUGAUCCUUCUUCAAACAUGGCUACAUGCUCUUUUAGAAUAUUUGUUCAAGCACAUCAUUGUCUGGAACCUGAAGCACCUAGUGGAGGUGACAUGUCAUGUGACCCGGUGGGGAAUACUGGGAUGGUUUGCUCCAUUUCCUGUAAGGAUGACUCAGCAUUUUUGGAACCGGUUCCCAACCUGUACAUGUGUGGACUGGAAGGCGUCUGGGACCCACCAAGGGGCAGGACUUUCAAUUUUCCUCAGUGUUCAAGUUACACCUCACCAAUACUGACCUACUCAGGAAGUCUAAUUGUGAUUGGGUCCUCAGACAAAUCUUGCACAGAUUCCGAGAAGUCACAUGUGGCGUGCAUGGUGCUUACCAGGGCAAGUCAUUCAGGCAUGACAGGCAGAUUGUGCAGGCAGUGUUCUAGCGCAGACUGUGACCUAUUGGCCAUCAAUGUGGAUUGUUUGGUUUCUCCUAUUGCUAAGCGAUCCACACAACCAGUCCAGUUUCAUGUGAACUUUACGUUUUAUCAAAAUAGCUCAGCCACAAUCGAUUCAGAAGCAGCCAUGAAUGUGUUUGAGUCCUCGUUAAAAAACGGCAUGGAAGAUUUCAGUGUGCAAAAUCUAUCCAUGACAACCAAUAUGAGCUGCGACAUGGGACAGGUCUUGACUGGCAACAAAUGUGUUAACUGUGCGAAGGGCUAUUACUACAAGGCUAGUGAGUGUAUCCGCUGUCCCCAGGGGUGGUACACAGACAAAGAGCGGCAACACAACUGUACGAGGUGUGAUCAAGGGAAGACCACAUUAAGCACUGGCUCGGUGAGCCCAACAGAUUGCUUCCUGAAUUGCACAGUGGGUCACUAUGAACUGGACGGCGCCUGUGAGCAGUGUGAAGUCGGUACAUACCAACCUGGUACCGGUGCCAAGGUUUGCUUCCCCUGCCCUAUAGGCUACACCACACUUACAACUGAGGCUACACAUCAGGAACAAUGCAUUGCUGUUUCACAGUGCUCGAUGUGUGUUGAUGCUGCGGUGUGUGUAUCCAAGGGUAACCAGGUCACCUGUCAGUGUCCGCAGGGAUUCACAUGGAGGGACAACUCUUGUGUUGAUGACUGUUUGGAUGCGUGUGUGCACGGAAGCUGCGACAAGGACUCAUCAGGGAAUCCAGUCUGCAAAUGUGAUGCAGGGUACCAGGGCCUGAAAUGUGACGUUAAGCAAGCAGGCCUAACGACUGCAGUCAUCGCAGCCAUUGGGGGCAGCACGCUCGGCCUUGUGCUCAUCCUGGCAGUCGUAGUGAUAUUGUGUUGUAAAAGACACUUUCAAGGGUAUAAUCAGAAAGAUGACAACAACAGCAGCAUUUAUCGCCGCAACCUCCGUAACAGUUUCCGUGCUUUUGCCCUGCGCAUGAAUCCUAGGUGGGCAGAGACUGAGUCCAUGGCCUCGGAGGGGAACCAGCAAAUACGCCUGAGGCAUCUGGGUCACCUGGGGCAGUACUCAGUGGAGCAUGACCCUAGCAAUCGCCUGAGGGGCCUUACGCGAGACAACGGUAGCGACGACAGUGCCGUCACCAACACUAGCUACUUCUGACUACUUCAUUCCAUUUGCAGUGUUCAGUGUUAAUCUAGUGCAUCAACUGACCCCAUUCCUGAGCUCUAUUUCCUUUUACAUCCUAAGCCUUCGGCCAGUAACAAGCAUUCUCAUUGGUCGAUAUUUAAAGUUAUAGCCCUAAUUUUUCUAUGUCUAUAUAAAUAUACCAAGUUCCAGCUUAUUCUUUGAAAUUUUAAAUUGUGAACAUUACAAGCUUUUACAAAGAAAGCUACUUAAACCAGAUAAUUUCUAACUCGGGCAUCUUUUUAUUUAAGCAAUUGAAGCCAGAUUAUUGUAAGGUUUCUUAGUCUAGGGACCGAUGCUGGAAUGAGCCUCGGUCUGGAAAAAGAUUAAGCCCUGUUCUCUCAGGGUGAGGCUCAAACAUGAACCAAUUGCAACAUUCAAUGCACUAACAUUGUAACACAAUAUGCAUUUAUCAGGACCUUGUGUUUAUUAAUCAAGGAAAAUUGCCUACUAGAAAAGGGACCAAAGUCAGCCAUCAUCAUUGCAUUUUCAUUAGUCUGUCACAUGAUUUAUGUCUUUUCACACGGUAUCAUAAUUUGUUUUUUAAAUAAUGUUACAUAAUAUGAGCAGCUUAAAGCAAAAAUGGGUCUUAUGCAAUAUGCAGCUAGUAUAGUGUCAGACCAGCCUGCGCAUCUGUGCAAUCUGGUGAAGAGUUACCGUUAGCGCUUUAUAAUCAUGCAAUUUGUUUGUCUAAUUAGAGAAUAAGGGUAGCUCCAGGCCAGGCUGUGCAAUCGAACAGGCUGGUCUGGAGCUAUGCUGGCAGCAUAUGGCAUAUGACCCAAUGGUGCGGGUUUAAAGUUCAUCAGAAUUCAUGUUCAUGUAUUAUUGUACAUUGUGAAUCUCAUUGAUGUGUUCUAGUUUCCAGUUGUGUUUAUACACUUUGGUGCAGUUUAUUUCGUUUCAUAUUCGUUUCAAGUUACAUAUUUCUUUCCGGUGAACAUUACUUUGAGCCGCCUCUUGGGAAAACAGGGCUUAAAGCUUUUGUCUAGACUGGAUUUUCAUUGAGAAGAGGCUACCUUUAAAAAAAAAAUCCAUGUACAUUGAAUGGAACAGGCUAAUCUAUGAAAGCACAUGCAUUAAGCCUCAAUUUCCUAGAAUGCGGCUCAUUUAUAUUUAUACAUUUUGUUUGAUGUUAAAGGAAAUGGUAUUUCCCAACAUCCAUGUGUCAAAAUAAGAUGAUUGUAUAUACAUAUUGUUGAAUAGAUUUCCGUGUGUUAUGUAGGUGUAGAAUCAGUCGUCACAGUAUUCAUUGAUUUCAUGUUGAUAUGCAUUGCAUUUCUUUUGCAGUUAAUGUGUUCACUGACUAGCGAAUGAUAAUCUCUGACUUUUAUAAUGUGAAAAAAGCAUUGACCAUAUUCAAUCCUGGACUUUAAUAAUGUAGAUAUGCGUUAACCUUAAUCAUGAAAAUUAUCAUUGACCUUGAUAAUGUAGAUAAGCGUUUACCUUAAUCAUGAAAUUUAUCAUUGACCUUGAUAAUGUAGAUAUGCGUUUACCUUAAUCAUGAAAAUUAUCAUUGACCUUGAUAAUGUAGAUAUAUGUUUACCUUUAUCAUGAAAAUUAGGAUUGACCUUGAUAAUGUAGAUAUGUGUUUACUUUAAUCAUGAAAAUUAGGAUUGACCUUGAUAAUGUAGAUAUGCGUUUACCUUAAUCAUGAAAAUUAUCAUUGACCUUGAUAAUGUAGAUAUGCGUUUACCUUAAUCAUGAAAAUUAUCAUUGACCUUGAUAAUGUAGAUAUGCGUUUACCUUAAUCAUGAAAUUUAUCAUUGACCUUGAUAAUGUAGAUAUGCGUUUACCUUAAUCAUGAAAAUUAUCAUUGAUCUUGAUAAUGUAGGUAUAUGUUUACCUUUAUCAUGAAAAUUAGGAUUGACCUUGAUAAUGUAGAUAUGUGUUUACUUUAAUCAUGAAAAUUAGGAUUGACCUUGAUAAUGUAGAUAUGUGUUUACCUUAAUCAUGAAAAUUAUCAUUGACCGUGAUAAUGUAGAUAUUUGUUUACCUUAAUCAUGAAAAUUAUCAUUGACCUUGAUAAUGUAAAUAUGUGUUUACCUUAAUCAUGGAAAUUAGGAUUGACCUUGAUAAUGUAGAUGUGUGUUUACCUAAAUCAUGAAAAUUAUCUUUGACCUUUAUCAAAUGAAUAAUCAUUUAAUUUUAUUAAUAAACAAUCAAUGACGAUUACAACUUAUAAAAUCUACUGUGAUAAAAACAGAUUAUCGUUGACAUUGAUUAUGUGUAAAAUUAUGUAUGUUUAUUUGAACUGCAAAAAUACUGCAAUAUGCCACAACAAGUUUCAGAUCUGGCUGCACUCCCUUAAAGUCAUAUUAGGAGCUACCCUCUUGGGUAAUAAACCACUAAACCUUACUUGAGGUAAUAGCUGACAGAGUAGUUGUCCUGAACAGACUGUGCAGGUGCGCAGGCUGACUGACAGCGUAGCUCCUGAACAGACUGUGCAGGCACACAGGCUGGUCUGGAGCUCUGUUGGCUGCAUAAGCAUAAUAUCUAUUUUCCUAUGUAGCAGCUCAUAUAGUAAUUGUGUGCCAUGCUAUUGAUGAUAUUAGUUAUUUAUAUUCAAGUUUUUCACAUUCCAGUAUGUUCCUUGUUUUGCAAAUAAAGAAAUACAUCCAA